CACGCCCAGCUCACAGAUACCACGGCAGCCUUCUCCAACCUCCCUUCUACAGCUUAUCCUAUCUUCCCUCACAUUCUAGAGUGUCCUACAGCAGCAGCCUCAACAACUGUAGCAACACGUUAACAACAACAACCAGAACCACAGCUACCCAAGCACCAACAGACCAGCUACCUACACACUCUCUCAUCACGCAAACAGCAGCGCUGCUCGUUUUCUUCCAUCUCGAAUGACAAACGAUCUACGAAAUCACGCCCCACUACCGGCUCCCUCGGGCUCUACCGCGCAUAUGCAGAAUGGUCAUGUCCGCAACAUGUCAGGGCUUCCGCCUUUCGACAUGGCCCGCAGCCCUCCGAAUCCUACCAGCAAGAAUACCAAACAUGUUCCCUGCAAAUUCUUCCGGCAAGGAGCCUGUCAAGCUGGCCCCGCCUGUCCUUUCCUCCACUCAACCGACUCCACCAUCGAUUCCGCUCCUUGCAAGUAUUUUACAAAGGGAAACUGCAAGUUCGGAGCAAAGUGCGCACUAGCGCAUAUCCUCCCGGAUGGGCGGCGCGUUAACAGACCAAAUCUUCCCAUGGGAAUGAGCGGCAGCCAUCUAAAUCUAGGUGGUCGUGUAAAUCCCCCACCGUACCACACCCAAGACUCCGCCCUCGCAAACUCCCUACUCUCCCAACAACGGAUAAAUGGUCAUCCCGCGCGAUUCUCGUAUCCGUAUCCAGGCCAGGAAGAUAUAUAUGACCAAACCCAGCAAGCGCCCAGCCCUUACGAUGUUGGUAUCCCGACGAUAGAUGCGGGGCUUGUGUCCGAUACAGGCUCCAAGUACGGCUCCCCCAUCGAGGAACCGAGGCUCCCAAUGUCACCAAUCGGUCGCACAGCUCUCGAUGCGCCUCUGCCAGCCUCUUUCGAUAGCCAGGGAAUAUCAUACAUGGCACGACAUGGCCCCGUAGCUGCCUCCCUUCCCUCCAAAUUUGGCCUUGAUCUGUCCUCACCCCCUCCCCAACGGGCCGGACCCCCUCCGGACGUGGUCCGUAAUCUUCAUGAUAUUGCAUUUGGAUUUGAUUCGCGGAAGCCAUCGAAUCUCGGCUCCUCGCCCCCCGUCUUUCACGAUGAGGGAUCGGCCCCCCGAUUGAUGCAUUCGCAGCGUGUGACAAGAACCAAGAUCCUUUCAGCAAGCCUGCCGCGUCCAACCGCUUUGAGUGAUUGGGAUGACAGCUUCACUCUAGAGGAGGAUUACUUGCCGACGAACUUGCACGACGAUGUGCUUACCCCACAAGAAAGGAUGAGACGGCUGUCACGGACGGAGCAAGAUAACAACAGCAGCACUAGGGAUUUCAGUGGCCUAGGUAUACCCGGAACGGGGUCCAGCAAAGUCGGGUCACCACUUGCCUCCAGCCCAUCACGAUUUGGUGCAAUAUUUGCGAAACAGCGACAGAGGAAAGAGGAGGAAGGCCACGGCCUAGGUCAUGUUGGCUCUCCCCUUCGCGAAUCGUCCUUGAAUUUCCAAGCCGCCAGCCCCAGCCCCAAUCUACGCCCGAUCGGCAGCCGCCCUAGCUCCGGAGAUGUCUCCCCUUUCAUUGCCAGCCCUUCCCGCCAAUCUUCCAUGUCUAUGAUCUCGCAACAGCUCAGCAGCACCUCGCUACAUCCCAGCUCAGCCCGACACGCCUCUUCAGUUGGCGUGGGUGGCAGCGGCCUUGGCUCUGGUUCUGGACGACUGGACCGCACCAUUUCCUCUCCCAUCAGCACCAGCAGGAUCGAUGAGGAACAGAGUGAUCUUGUUUUUUCCAUGGAAGAAGAGGAAAAUAACAAACGGAAUAGCGUCAUCUGGAAUACGAAUACGAAUAACGAUAACCACAACACCAAUACCAAUACCAAUACCAGCGUCACAAGCGGGAAUAAUGUUGCUAGUAUUAAUAAUAACAGGCCCUCGACGAGCAAGACCACAGAUAGUGCCUCGACGGCGACUAAUGAAAGAAGGGGUCAGUCUCAGCGACAGCAACAGGAGCACGCCGUGGCUACUGCAACAAUACAGAGUCAGCUAGAGAGUAGUGGUACGAAAGGGAAGACACUUCUAAAGGAGAUGGAGUCGCUCUAUGGUGGGGGACGCGCAUAAAAAUUUUUGAGAAAAUCCUUUUGACAAAGUUGAACAAAAAAAAGUUUUCUAUGUUUUAUCACCUGACAAUUUCCCGGACAUUUACAUAUAAUAUUAUAUAUACUUUUAUUAUCAUUAUUACUAUCAUUGUUAUUAUUCCAUUUGCUCUUUUGAAUAUUUAUGUCAACUUCACUUAUUCAUGAAAGUUUAUUAUUUUAUAUACUUUGUUUUGUUAAUGUGCAUCUUUUGCUCCUGCUUUCAAUUGCUGGCUUCUCAUAUACUGUUUCUCACUUAACUAUCUCAAAUCAUUAAUUCUUCUUUGAUUUUCCAUUCCCACUCAGUAUGGGAUGAGAAUUUGUGGAAAUAUGAAUCAAAGAGUGGAAAACUGCAUUCAUC
This is a messenger RNA of Histoplasma capsulatum G186AR, 2482 nucleotides long. RefSeq lists its product as uncharacterized. The transcript is spliced from 3 exons. Gene Ontology annotation, molecular function: metal ion binding; ubiquitin protein ligase activity. The coding region runs from base 227 to 2107 and encodes 626 amino acids. Gene Ontology annotation, biological process: protein polyubiquitination. Lineage: Eukaryota; Fungi; Ascomycota; Eurotiomycetes; Onygenales; Ajellomycetaceae. The record is from RefSeq and is a predicted model, not a curated record.